ACCAGGAACAGGUAGCUAGUUUUGCUACAGUAGCUAGGUUAUUUGCCUAACGCAGGUGACCGGUCAGAUAAUCAUAGGAAUCAGCACUGCGUCUCACACCACUAAAAUGGGUAGAUUUAUUCUCAGUAGCAUCAUAAUCGCAUUUUGUGCGCGUAUUUAUCCAGUUCGAGCACUUGACAACGGCCUCGCGCUAACGCCGACAAUGGGCUGGCUGCACUGGGAGCGAUUUACGUGCAAUACUGACUGUGACGCGGACCCCCAGAACUGUAUCAGUGAGAAGCUCUACAUGGAGAUGGCAGAUAUGAUGGUGAAGGACGGGUGGAAGGACGUCGGUUAUGAGUAUGUGUGCAUUGACGACUGCUGGCCCUCAGUUAACCGCGACGCCCAGGGCCGCCUGCAGGCAGACCCCAAGAGGUUCCCUGGGGGGAUCAAGAAGCUCGCUGACUACAUCCACUCCAAGGGACUGAAACUGGGGAUUUAUGCAGACGUAGGAACACUAACAUGUGCAGGCUACCCUGGCAGUUUUGGCCACUAUGAGACAGAUGCUGCGACAUUCGCUGAAUGGGGAGUGGACCUGCUGAAAUUCGAUGGGUGCUACAUGCCACAGUGGACCUUACUGGCAGAGGGUUAUAUAAACAUGUCGCUGGCCUUGAACAAGACUGGAAAAAGUAUUUUGUACUCCUGUGAGUGGCCACUGUACGAGUGGCAACACCAACAGCCCAACUACACGGCCAUCCAGCAGACCUGUAACCACUGGCGAAACUACGCAGACGUGUUUGACUCCUGGAGCAGCAUAACAGGCAUCCUGGACUGGACCGGUGAUCAUCAGGAUCUCCUUGUUCCUGUGGCUGGACCCGGAGGGUGGAAUGACCCAGACAUGUUGGUUAUAGGGAACUUUGGGCUAAGCUGGGACCAGCAGGUAACCCAGAUGUCCCUUUGGGCAAUCAUGGCCGCUCCAUUGCUGAUGUCAAAUGACCUGCGGGACAUUGACCCCAGGUCCCGAGCGCUGCUGCAGAAUCUCCAUCUUAUUGCCAUCAACCAGGAUCCACUGGGCAAGCAGGGCUACCGUGUCGCCAAGGUGAACGGCUUCGAGGUGUGGGAGCGCCCUCUGUCUGGGGGCAAACUGGCAGUGGCCGUGGUCAACAGGCAGGAGCUGGGCGGUCCCCGACGCUUCCCCCUGCUUCUGGCCACGCUGAUCAGCUGGAAGUCCUGCUGCCCGCAGUGCAACAUCACCCAGGUCACGCCCCAGUACCAGGAGCUGGGUGUACAGAGCCUCUUUACCAAGGCAGCGAUCCCAAUCAACCCUACCGGCACUGUAAUGCUCAUCAUCUCCCCCGCAGUCUCCCCAGAGAAAUGCAAGCCGCUGUCCAGGAUGCAGGCUAAGAAAUGGCUCCAUUACCUCAGCAAAGAGGAAGCCCUUGACACAGUACCCACAAUGUGGGUUAAGGAGCUGCUAUACCAGAACCAGAAAAGGGAACGAGUCUCACUGUGAGUCUGACACAACUAAAGAGCUCACAAUUAAAAACCAAAUAUUUUGUGUAAUAGAAAUACAUGUUUGUGUGUAAAGGUAGAUUACAUGGGGGAAAUUCAUGUGUAGCACUGGUUUAGUGCCAUAAAAAUGCAGUGAAAAUAUAUAUUGAUGGGAAUUAUAUGAAGGGAAGAGGCUGGGGUUUGCACUGCUCAGCCAUGCAAUUACCUUUCAUCUCAGGGUGUACUGUAGUGAUUUCUGCUGCUUGAAAAGUGAUCAUUUUGCAUUUUAUCAAUAUUUUCUAUGACAUUUAAAUAAAGCCUUUUU
Messenger RNA from Megalops cyprinoides (Indo-Pacific tarpon), 1795 nucleotides. It is a transcript of the gene gla, whose product is annotated as galactosidase, alpha. The record is from RefSeq and is a predicted model, not a curated record. Gene Ontology annotation, cellular component: cytoplasm. The transcript is spliced from 7 exons. The coding region runs from base 107 to 1492 and encodes 461 amino acids. Gene Ontology annotation, biological process: glycosylceramide catabolic process; oligosaccharide metabolic process; glycoside catabolic process. Gene Ontology annotation, molecular function: alpha-galactosidase activity. NCBI's taxonomy places the organism in Eukaryota, Metazoa, Chordata, Actinopteri, Elopiformes, Megalopidae.